AUGGACGCCAUUGAUAUUUCUAGACAAAGAAAAUUGGUGAUUCCUUGGUUGAUGCUGCCACCGGAAGGCACUGUUUACAAAUUCUACAGACUGGCGGAAGUCGAUGUCAUACAGUUUGAGCAGAGGCAACAGCAGGAGCCUGACGGAGACGUCUAUUACUUGGGAUCAUUAUUUCAAGGUUGGCUCGUUUAUAUACAGCAAAAAGACUGCCAAGUUUUUCUAUUUAACCCAAUCUCUGGUAGAAAAAUUAAGCUUCCAUCUGUUGAAACUCUUCCUGAAGUUAAUGGCGUCAUUCGAAACACCCAAACUGGUUUGAUUGAAACCUUUCUUAACUACCAAUCCCAACCCCGUACUCCACAACAGUUAUCUAAAUAUAUCAUCAGAAAAAUAGUUCUUUCCUCCUCUCUUAUGAACGAUGACUGUGUAGCCAUGGUCACUUACGGCCACUCUGAUCUACUCGCCUUCUGCAGGAGGGAUCUUGAAGCUUGGGAUCUCAAUACGGAUCCAAUCAACAGGUUUCACAUUCACAAUGAACAUUUUGGAACCUCCUCUUCUAAUGAAUGGCCUAUUGUUUGUAAUGAAUGGCCUAUUUCUUUCGUGGAUGAUGAUGAACUUGAGCGCAAGUCAUCCUAUUGUUGGGAUUCUGAUUACCUGGUAUACGACCAUCAAAGCCACGAGCUUUUUAUUGUUACACGAUACAUAGCCCCUGCCAUUGAUCAAGAUGGAACUCUAAUAUUACCUGAGGACAAUUUGGAUGAUCAAUUUCCUUACCAGACUCUAACUUUUGAUGUUUUCAAGCUUGAUUUCAUAAACCAUGAUCACGUGGAGCUUCAAUACAACAGUAGCCUUGGCAAUCGUGCAUUCUUCAUUGGCUCCAAUACCGGUUUUGCUCUCUCAACCACCCAAUUUCCUGAAUUGAAGCCCAAUUCUAUUUACUUUACAGAUGAUCUGACCUGGGCUUACAGACACAGGGAGAACCUCAAGUGUGGAGGUCAUGAUUUGGGCAUUUAUGAUUAUAAAGAAGGAAGCUUUUCAUCGUGUUACUAUCCCAUUGAUCUCGACAAGAUACAGAGGAUUCUACCAGCUCCUAUUUGGUUCACCCCUGACCCUGAUGUUGAUGUUGAUGCCGAAUGUUUAGCCUAG
Solanum verrucosum is the source of this 1143-nucleotide messenger RNA. RefSeq lists its product as uncharacterized. The transcript has 2 exons. Bases 1 to 1143 code for a protein of 380 amino acids. The record is from RefSeq and is a predicted model, not a curated record. Lineage: Eukaryota; Viridiplantae; Streptophyta; Magnoliopsida; Solanales; Solanaceae.